UCUACUUCCGGUAUCCCCCUGACAUUUGAAGGCUGUAGCAUUUUGUGGCUUUCCAAGCAAAAUUAUACAUCUGUUCGCUUCUUUAAAUAGGUUUUCCAGUUGAAAGGGAUGUUUCGUAGAAAGCUUACAGCCUUGGACUAUCACAACCCUCCUGGAUUUGACUGUAAAGAUGAAACGGAAUUCAAAAAUUUCAUAGUUUGGCUGGAAGAUCAAAAAAUCAGACACUACAAAAUUGAAGAACGGGGAAAUCUCAGGAAUAUUCCAAGCUCAGACUGGCCUAAACAUUUUGAAAAGUACCUUCAAGAUGUGAACUGUCCAUUCAGCGCUCAGGAAAGACAGGAGACUGUUGACUGGCUACUGGGUCUUGCUGUUCGUUUUGAGUAUGGAGACAAUGUGGAGAAAUAUCGAAACUGCAAACCUGCGACGGAGGCCAGUGAUGCUCAAAAGUCUGUAGACCCAUUAAUUAAUCUGGACAGUAACAAUCCAGAUUUUAAGGCUGGUGUAUUGGCUCUUGCUAAUCUACUCAAAAUUCAGCGGCAUGAAGACUAUUUAGUAAUGCUUAAAGCCAUUAGGAUCCUGAUACAGGAACGUCUGACCCCUGAUGCUAUUGCAAAGGCCAGUCAAGCAAAAGAGGGUUUACCAGUGGCUCUUGACAAGCAUAUUUUAGGAUUUGAUACCGGAGAUGCGACUCUGAACGAAGCGGCCAGGGUUCUUCGCCUGCUUCACAUCGAGGAGCUCAGAGAGUUGCAAACCAAUAUCAACGAGGCCAUCGUGGCAGUUCAGGCCAUCAUCGCCGACCCCAAGACAGAUCACCGCCUUGGAAAGGUGGGCAGAUAAAAACAUCUGCUUGGAGCUUGCCGCAGAGACCACAAGACAUGCUCUGUGAAGUAUGCUUGUUUUCAUUAACCACACCACAGAUAUUUUGUUUGAAUUCAAAAACUGGAGUGUUUUUUUUUUCUUUAUCAUUCAUUUUCUUUGCCCUGUAAUUGAAAAAAUGCAAAGAUUUAUUAUAAAAUGUAAUUUCAUUGUAGCCUUAUGUAGAGGCACUUAUGAAAUGUCACAUGGGUUUCCAUAAAAAGUUGGACUAUUUGUUUUUGUUGCAUAAUAAACCUUAAUGCAACGCAGAAAAGUUUUGUAGGCAGACUGUAAGUUUGUUUUACCCUGGAGCAAGAAAUUCAACCUGUUCUGCUUUAUACCUCCAACUGUGCAUUCGGUAUUUAAAAAAAAAAAAAAAAUCACUGCAGAGCCAAAAAAUAUUUGAAAAUCUGAAACAUAAUGCGAGCAGACAUAACAAAGUUGUCAAUCACAUUUCAUUGUUAUAAAUAUCACAUCUUACAAAAGAUUAAAAAAAAUGAAGGUUGGUAAAAGACCACUUUGGGUAGUACUUUUUUUCCCCAAAGUAUUAUUUUAGUGUAUUAAAAAACAUUCAAAUUACACAACUAAACUCUUAGGGUAUUUUUUUUUUUUUAUUUGUUAGUUUUUUUUAACACAAAAUCACAUACAAAAGUACAGUAGAAAGAAAUGAGGUAUAAAACAAAUUUACAAAACUAUUUUGAGAAAAAAUUCACGCUUUCAUGUUUGUACAUUUGCACUUUGGCAUUGCCGGUGAUGUUCGUCGAGACUUGCGGGUUCUGCGAUCGGCUCUCUUCGGAGUCUACGUGUCCGUCGCGAUUCCCACAGCACAAGCUCUCCAAACUCUCGCCCAAAAUAGCACCAUGUAACGCUGGCUCUGUCAUUAGCGUCUCCCUAUAACACAAUUCGUCGGAAAUCCUUAGAAAGCCACAUUUGGGCAAACACGACAACAUUUAAUUUUCUGCAGGAAAUUGCCUGCUUUCAUAUGCUAGUACAGAUAUACAAACACUUACUCUGAUCUUGUUUGACUGUUUUCUGGUCUGUAAAGAACCGACAUGCUUUGAAGUACCAGUGUGACACCAGUGUUUCAUCGCCGCUGUUAAAACUACAGUGAUUUGGCAGCAGGUGCCUUGUACUUUUCUCUUAAGUGCCUGUAGCUGACGGUUCAUGUCUGAAAUGUGUUAUCCUGUUAUUUGCUGGAAAAGAGGUCAUCCACGUUUUGCUACAUUGUAAACGUGAUGUGCUUUUAGGUGUAUCUGGACAAAUACAGACACUUUAGAAAAAUCUGUUUCAUGCAAUAUUUUUAAAUCACAAA
Molecule: messenger RNA, 2167 nt
Organism: Sinocyclocheilus anshuiensis
Lineage: Eukaryota; Metazoa; Chordata; Actinopteri; Cypriniformes; Cyprinidae
Product: UPF0568 protein C14orf166 homolog
Exons: 8
Coding region: 109-837 (242 amino acids)
Source: RefSeq, a predicted model, not a curated record